This is a messenger RNA of Penicilliopsis zonata CBS 506.65, 1443 nucleotides long. RefSeq lists its product as hypothetical. Gene Ontology annotation, molecular function: pyridoxal phosphate binding. The transcript has 4 exons. Bases 1 to 1443 code for a protein of 480 amino acids. The record is from RefSeq and is a predicted model, not a curated record. Gene Ontology annotation, biological process: biosynthetic process. Lineage: Eukaryota; Fungi; Ascomycota; Eurotiomycetes; Eurotiales; Aspergillaceae.
AUGUCUUUCUCCGGGCGGCGGUUGAGCAUCCUGCGUCCUUCCAGGCGGUUCUCGGUCGGCAAGGGCCUGUCUGAGAAUGAACGGACUUCCGAAACUCAUCGCCAGUUCCGUAGCGCCCACGAGGGCCACCGUCCCCAUGCCGGCCUGGACGCCUCCCGCGCCUCCACGGGUGUCGUCUGGUGCACCGAGCGAGCGACCGAACACGGUUAUGCGGAGGAUCCUUCUGCCUGGGCCAACCUGGGCCAGGGUGCCCCCGAGGCCGAUGAUGAGAUCGAGGGCAGCUUUCCCAGACCGACCUCUAUCCCCAUCACCUCUGCCGCCCGCGAGUACGGGCCCACGGCGGGCAUCCGGCCCCUGCGCGACGCCGUCGCCAACCUCUAUAACGAGCACUACCGGCAGGGCAUGGAGAGCCAAUAUACCUGGGAGAACGUGUGUAUCGUCCCCGGUGGUCGCGCAGGCCUCAUCCGGAUCGCCGCCAUCCUGGGCAACUCCUACCUCUCCUUUCCUAUCCCGGACUACUCGGCCUACUCGGAGAUGCUGAGCUUGUUCAAGAAUAUCGCUCCUAUCCCCAUCCCUCUCGCCGAAGAUGAUCACUACCACAUCCACCCCGACAAGAUCGCCGAGGAGAUCGCCCGUGGUACCUCGGUGCUGCUGACCUCCAACCCGCGGAACCCUACGGGUCACUUUGUCGACAAUGAAGAACUGGCCCGCAUCCAGGACAUCUGCCGUGACCGUGCAACUCUGAUCCUCGACGAAUUCUACGGCGGCUACAACUACACCUCUGACUGCGAUGGCACCACCAUCAGUGGCGCCGCCAACGUGGUCGACGUCAACAAAGAUGAUGUCCUUCUGAUUGACGGCCUGACGAAGCGCUUCCGACUGCCCGGAUGGCGUAUCGCAUGGAUCAUCGGCCCGAAGGAGUUUGUCGACGCGCUGGCCUCGGCCGGCUCGUACCUGGACGGCGGGGCGAACGUGCCCUUCCAGGAGGCGGCGAUCCCCAUGCUAGAGCCGUCGCUGGUGCGCGCGGAAAUGAAGGCGCUGCAGACACACUUCCGCGAGAAGCGCGACUACGUGCUCAAGCGGCUGGGCGAGAUCGGCUUCCGUGUCAAGGACGUGCCCCAGGCGACGUUCUACAUCUGGCUGGAUCUGACCUCGCUCGAACCCCCGCUGCCCAAGGAGGCCAACAUCUCCGACGGGCUGAACUUCUUCAACGCCCUGCUCACGGAGAAGGUCAUCGUUGUGCCGGGGAUCUUCUUUGAUCUGAACCCGGCCCACCGGCGCGACCUCUUCGACAGCCCCUGCCAUCAUUUCGUCCGGCUCAGCUACGGGCCCAAGAUGGAGGUCCUGCGCAAGGGUCUCGACGGUAUCGAGCGCGUCAUCCGUCGCGCCAGGGGGGAGACCGUCGACGGAUACUGGGAGGACGAGGUUGCUGUCCAGGACUAG